AUGUUCAUCGAACGGGUCGCUGAGCUGGGCCUUCUCGAGCAUGCCAUCGACACAAACAUCCUAUCCGCCUUCCCGCUCCCGACCCGCCUCACCCUCAUCUCCUCCGUGACCUCCUGCCUGCUGCCCAACUCCACGCUCGUCGCGGCCCCACCGGCGCUGCUCACGUCCGCCGCGCAUGUGCGGUGGGCUAUGGAGGUUGUGGGGCAGGGGUUUGCGUUGCCGAUUGAGGAGUGGGGGGUUAUUAGGGCGUGUUUGGGGGUUUAUGCGAGUUGGCUGGGGGGUGGGAAUGGGGAGGUCGGGGGUGCUCCCGUGGCGAUUGGGGAAUUGACGGGGACGGAGGUUGAGCAGAGGUUUUGGCAGACAAUCUUCGAACAACUCUCCCUCCUCUUCCAACCACGCUCCCCCACCCUCCCCACAACAGCCGCAGCAACGUCGCCCCCACCAAGCUUCCCCGCGCCACUGGCUCCCCCACCCAAUCUCGGCUCCGCAACAGACCCCACCGACCUGCUCAGCAUUCACGUCGACCUCUGCCACACGGCCCUCUCCAUAAUCUCCACCGCGGCCCGACAGCUUGGGGAAGAGUUCUCGGAGGAGACGUGGAUUGUGCUGUUGAAGGUUAUGUUGGGGGUUGCGGAUUGUUUGUUGGGCUUGCCGGUGGGGAGCCAACAGCCAUCUCAUCAGCAUGGCGAGACGGGGAGGGGGAAUGAGAGGGAACGGGAGAAGAGGGAAGCGACGGAUUUGGGAACCUAUGGACCGAGGAUGGCCGAUGCUCUCUGCCAGCACCUCAUCCGCGUGCUCAUCGAGUUAUGGUUACGUGCUGGAGUCCGACGAGUCUACAUGUGGGAUUGUCUCAAGAAAUACUUCACAACAUGGACACACCGCCUCCCCAUCCUGCACCAAUGGAACGCGACCAUCCUCGGGCUCACCAAACGGGUUGUUGGGCUGUUGUAUGGGACGAAUGAGGGGGCUGAGAGGGUUGUUAUUGAUGUCGACGAGAACUACAACGUGACGCUCGUACUCGACACCGAAUUCGUGUAUUACGCGUGGCAUCGCACGAUCUAUCUGAUAGGAGACCCUAAUGCGCUGCUAGCGGCGAAUUUCGAGGUUGCUGUUAAGGGCAUUGGCGCUGUCGUGCACGUAUGGCAUCGGAUUGGGGGUGAUGAAGAGCCUGCCGACCGCCACACCCCCGGCGUGCCUGACGGCAGCACCUUGCUGCAUAUGUUUGGGACGUGGUUGUUUGAGGCGACGACCAAGACGGGGUCCGAUUACUCGGCGGGAAGGGCAGAAGCCCUCGGCAUCCUUUGCCGCAUCUUCUGCCAACCGCAGCGGCGACGGCGGUUUGAGCGGACGUAUCUGGAACGCUUCUACACGGCAGUGAAAGAGGGUCUCCGCAACGACACCCGCGCCAUAACCUCCAUCCUCCUCAACAGCGGCACCCUCUUUGCGCGCGACCUCUCCGGCUCCCGCAUCCUCGUCCCCGAUUUCGUCAUCGCCUUACGUCGUAUCUUACCCCGUCCUGCCUCCCAUAAUACCCCUGCCCAUCAAAAUGCCCCCCAUCCCCAACAACAGAAAUCAACCGCGACAGCAGUAAACGACGGAAUCCUCCGGCGCGCGGCAUAUACGGUGAUCGGAUGCAUCAUCGCACUGCCCAAUCAUUUCGAGAGUGUCCCGUUGAGCCAGGCGUGGAUGGGGUAUGAUAAGUAUGUUGGGGCCGCGGCGGGGAUGGGGGUGGGGAAAGGAGGGGAGGAUGCGUUGCUUUUGCGGACGAUUAAGGCAAUGUAUGCGAAUAGCGAGGACCCGCAGGUUGGGGGAGAGGACGUGCCGCUGUUCAAAAAGCUCAAAGCCCACCUCGCAGAAAUGCUCAUCGCCUCCCUCACCACCGAACACUCCCCGCCCAACGCGCGCUACAUCCUGCACCUCGUCAACAAUUUCGUCGCGGAGGAUGUGGCGUUCUGUCCGGGGUUGCCGGCUUUGGUUAUUCGGGUUGUGCAGGAGAAGCCGAUAAGAGGCUGGCCCCCAGAUGUCGCCCGCACGGCGUUCCAGACGCUCAACACGUUGUCGCAUUUCUAUCAGUAUAUCUGGCGGGAUAAUAAGAAUUGUCCCCGCGAGCUGGUUUUGAGUUUAUGUCGGUAUGUCGACCAGAGUUUGCUGGAGGAUAACUUAGUGGCAGCGCAACCCCUCAUCAUCGCCGCCUACGACUGCCUCGUCCGCUGGGUAACCGCGGGCGACUGGAUCACGGACGACAAAGAAUGCCACCGGGCCGUCAUCGCGACCCUCUGCCGCGGGAUCGGGCUGCUGGACCGCGAAGACGAGUUUGCAGCCGUCAGCCCGCCCAACACCUACUCCGGGUUGUCCCCACAGCACUCCUCCUCGCUGACCGCAAGCUCGACCGUCGGCAAUCUGAGCCAGCUCGCCAGCGGCGGGGUUGGGAUUGGGAUCGCGGCGUAUGGCGUGGAAACGGGGGGAGGGGAUAAGAAGAAAGGGCAGCGGCAUACCAUCGCGGCGUCGAAACUUAUCCCCAAACUCCGCGGGUCCGCGGCGCCGAGCGCGGCGGGGUCAGUGAGCACGGGGACGAAAGAUGCCGGUUUGGGGUUACCGACGUUUGCGAACCUGACGGCCGAGUUGACGAUCAAAGGGGCCGCGGAGAUGGCGUUGGCGCAUAUGGUGAAUCAUCUCGGGCAUUUUCCGCCGUAUGGAGAGGUUACGGGCGUCGCGAAGGUUAGUAGUAUGUGGGAUGAGGAGGGGGAGGUUGGGAGGAUUGUAGCGGUGAGGGAGGCGUUGGGGAAGAGACGGCGCAGGCAGAUGUGGGCGGAUGAGUUUGGUGCAAGGGAUGGGAGUAGUGAUGAAGACGGGGACGAGGAUGGGAACGCGAGUUCGUUGACCGCGGAGGAGGUGGCUGCGUUACCCACUCCUAAAGUCACGCUGGCGGAUUAUCGCAAGUAUAUGCGGUUCUAUGCGUACGAGAAACGGAUCAUCAUUGGAAUUGUCGAGACGCCACAUUGGGCGGUACUUGACGACCCAGCAGAGGCGCGGAAGGAGACAGCGUCGGUGACGGGCAGACUGCCGGAAAGUGGUCGAACCUCGUCCCUCUCACGGCCUUCCGCAGGACAAGUCUCGCGAUUGGGUGGCCCAAAACGCCUCACACCGUACAUGACCCUCGUCCUACGUGACGCGACUGGAAAGUACACUUGGAUGAGUUCGCUCCGGUACGUCGAGGAGGACUACCGUACGCCGGACACGACCAUGGAUCAACCACCCUCAGCGGCCGAAACAACAGCGGAUACCUCCGUGGCAUCUCUCCCCGCGCAGACCGACGCACCAAGUGAGACUCCCGGGUCGCCUCAGCCUCCCAAGAUCACCAUCUCGUCUGACUCUCGUCACGGCUCUGCCGAAUUGGGCACAUGCAGUUCCAGCAGCACUGACGACGUCCACCAUGCAUCGGCUGGCGAUAUCACCUCACCUGACCAGUCGAUUAUUCCCUUCAUCAAUGCCUCCAACGCGCCUGCAUCUCCCGUAUCCCCGCAACAACAAACAGGGGUCACGGUGCAAACAUCAACAUCUCGGUCUCGCCAUUUCGUCCCGGCAGCCUAUCCCUACACCCCCAAAGGUGCAUCGGUCGUGCACUACAAAUGCGUGAACGAGACGAGUAUCCCGGCCCUGGACGACGUACUAGGCGACGGCGACACGGAUCGUAAAGGACAUGAAGUGAUCAAGAAGGUAACGCAGAACCAGAUCCAGAUGGAGCAGGAGUGGGCGGACAACGUCGACAAAAGUGGUGCUCACCUCCCGCAAACCACGGCCGCCAUCCCGCCAGCACCCGUGGAUCUCACGGAUCCCCACACCAAGACCCCCAACGCGUUCCGGAUCUUCCUCUCCCAGUUCGGACUCCUGAAACCCGACCUGCAGUCGCGACUCUGGCCGCUGACGAUGACCGACGCGCUGCUGGAGGAGCUGAAGCGAGUGGACAAGCUACCCGAACGCGAUUGUAUGAGUAUUUCGGUGCUGUUCUGCAGAUCGAGUAACGACUCGGUUGACGAGAUCUUGCAUCGGGCUACGGUCAGUAAUGACUUUGAUGAGUUCAUGCACUGCUUGGGCUGGCCUGUCGAUCUGGCGACGCACGUCGGGUUCAAAGGCGCACUGUCUUCGUCUAUCGCCGAUACUGCGCCUUACUUUGCAAGCAAACAUGUCGAGAUGGUCUUUCAUUGUCCGUACUACAUCCGACGAGCGAAACCGUUGCCAGGAUCGCAGUCCUCGUCAUCACCAGCCGCGCCCGCUUUAUCACAUACUUCAAUUCAAACCUCUUCUCCACAGAAAGCCCGCUCUACAUCGCCCCAACGAACCGUCCCGCGGCCGCUAGGCGUGCCCCGCGAACGCCCCAUCUCGCAUCCCCCGGCUCGCAUCUCGGCUGCAUCUUCGGCGGUCGUAAAGGGCACCCCAGCCGCCGCUGGACUCGUACCGGAGCUGGACCCGACCCUUACGAAAGAACACGCGACGUCAGCGAGCCACGUCUCACUUGCAUCCUCGGUCUCCAUGUCGAUGCGUAACAUCCCCACUUCUGCUACAUCCGAGGUGUCACCCUCAUCAUCAUCGGCAUCAAAACCACCCACCACAUCCCACGCAUCCAACCCCACCCACCCGCACGACUUCCUCACCCACCUCACCCACGACGACGUCGUCACGCUCAUCUGGAUCGAAGACAUCUACCGCCUCUCGCGCAUCCAGCAGCGGCUCGUGCGCGCCGGCUCCCUCGCGCAGAUCUACAUCUUUGUGCAUCCGCUCCCGCACGCCCCCGGGUUGUACUGGAUUCGCAUCCUGCCGGUGGGAGGCGUGCAUCCGACGCCCGGGUCGGUCGGCGGGCAUCACCAUCAUCAGCAUCCGGCGUUGGCGAGCUUGCAGGGCGUGGGACAGGCCGGGAGUGAGGAUUUGACGAAAAUCGGACCAUUGAUGGACGGCAUGAUCAUCAGCCGGCACACGCUCGGCACGCUGGUCCGCGCCACGGCGCAACGGGCGCAUAAGCAUUGCAAGGCGCUCAAGAUGAAUUACCGUCGGCCAACACUGAUCCGCCGCCACGACAUCGAAGGGCUGUGCAACAAGCACAAGGCGAGCUUAUCACUGGGCCGCUUCUACGCCGACCUGUUCACAUGA
Messenger RNA from Fimicolochytrium jonesii, 5145 nucleotides. RefSeq lists its product as uncharacterized. Gene Ontology annotation, biological process: regulation of small GTPase mediated signal transduction; activation of GTPase activity. Lineage: Eukaryota; Fungi; Chytridiomycota; Chytridiomycetes; Spizellomycetales; Powellomycetaceae. The transcript is spliced from 17 exons. Bases 1 to 5145 code for a protein of 1714 amino acids. Gene Ontology annotation, molecular function: GTPase activator activity. The record is from RefSeq and is a predicted model, not a curated record.